Messenger RNA from Gossypium raimondii (Peruvian cotton), 4198 nucleotides. RefSeq names its product K(+) efflux antiporter 2, chloroplastic. Gene Ontology annotation, biological process: proton transmembrane transport; potassium ion transport. Gene Ontology annotation, cellular component: chloroplast; membrane. The record is from RefSeq and is a predicted model, not a curated record. The transcript has 21 exons. Bases 366 to 3983 code for a protein of 1205 amino acids. Gene Ontology annotation, molecular function: potassium:proton antiporter activity. NCBI's taxonomy places the organism in Eukaryota, Viridiplantae, Streptophyta, Magnoliopsida, Malvales, Malvaceae.
AAAACAAAUUAUCCACCAAUCACCUAAUUUCCCCCUGCAAGUUUUCCCAUCUUUUUUUCUCAGUUCCCAAACAGAGGGGAAAAAGAAGAAGAAAAGAAAAAUAGUGAGGAAUUCUUUAAUUUCUACCAUUUCUAAUCUCGCAAAGUUUGAGGGAAAGAACCGAAAGAGAACGAAUAUACAAAAUCUUUCAACUUUACAAUUGAAAGAAUAUAAAGACGCUGAUUUUUCAUCACUUGUGUCAUUUCUGCUUUAGUUUUUACUUUCUCUGAAGAAACUGCGCCUUUCUCAAACAUUUCUUCUCUUCUUUGAUCAGUAUUUGAAUAGAAAGUCAAUGAGAGUUCUUGAAACGCUUGUCAAGAAUAAAGAUGGAUUUUGCUUGUAGUUUUAAGCGUUCUACUAGCUUUCACGGUAGUGAAGGUACUAGUUAUAGGAUACUGGAUCCCUUAUGCCAUAGGUUUAGAUGCAAAAAUUUAGGUUACAAUGUUUUUGAUUCCAAGAUUGGAUUGAAAACUCGGUCCUUGAAUAAAACGAGGAAAUGUCUGGUGUAUAGUGGCUGUUUAAGUUCAAAUUUGGUUUUCAGAGGGAAAUUUGAUAGUCAUUUGUGCUGUGCGUAUUCAAGUACAUCGUUUUAUGGUUUACGUGAUGUCUUGAAAGUAAGAGGAGUUAGGUCGCGUCGUCAAGGUAAUGAUUCUUUGGCAUUUUCCGUUGGGAAGGGUGAGAAUGUGGAGUUUGUGGAGAAUAAUGAUGAGAACUCGAGUGGUACUGUCUCAAAUGGUUUGGGAGAAGAAGAAAGAAAUGAAAGUAAUGAAGUGGAAACACCAACUGUGGAUGAGUUGAGGGAAUUGUUGCAGAAGGCAAUGAGGAAAUUGGAAGUGGCACGUCUUAAUAGUAGAAUGUUUGAGGAAAAGGCUCAGAGAAUAUCAGAAGCUGCGAUAGCCUUGAAGGACGAAGCAGCUCAUGCUCGGAUUGAUGUUAAUAGAAGGCUUGAUAUGAUUCAAGAUAUUUUGAAUGAAGAGCGUGUUGCUAAAGAGGCUGUUCUAGAAGCAACAAUGGCACUAUCUUUAACCAAGGCAAGGCAUCAGGUGGCAGUAGAGUCUCAGAAAGAGGGAAAUGAUUUCCCAGAAAGAUCUUGGGAAAUUGAUGUGGAAAUUGAUGUUAGGGAAGAUAAUGGACCACUAUUGGCUGCACAAGAUGAGAUUAUAAAAUGCCAGGAGACGCUCGAGAAUUGUGAAGCAGAGUUAUCGCACUUGCGGAGUAAAAAAUAUGAGUUGCACAAUGAAGCACAUCGAUUGGAUGAGGUUGCAGAGAAAGCAGAGAUGGAUGCCUUUAAAGCUGAGGAAGAUGUGGCCCAUAUCAUGCUUUUAGCAGAGCAAGCUGUUGCUUUUGAGUUGGAGGCUACACAGUGUAUGCAUGAUGCUGAGAUGGCCCUACAAAAAGCCGAAAAAUCUCUUUCUACUUCAACUGGUGAAGCUGUCCAUGGGAAGGUUUUGGGUAAAGAGGCUGUUGUCGAGGAGGGAGAGAUCACUCAAGGGGCCUCUGAUGCUGUUACUGUUGAAAGAGAAAAGGAUGGUACGGUAGUUGUUGAACUUGAACCUAAGGAAGACAUCUUAUCAGAGAAGGCGAGAAAAAGUUCUGAAGAUCUCGAACUAGUUGAUGAGGAGAGUGAUCGUGAGAAUGGAAUGCUGGGUUUAUUAUCUCUUAAAGAAGCUGAAAUUGAAGCAGAGAAGUCAAAAAAUGUUCAACCAAAUAAGCCUGAAACUCCAAAGGAUCUGACAAGGGAGAGUUCACCUACUAGUACCCCAAAGUCAUUGUUGAAUAAAUCUUCCCGUUUCUUCUCUGCGUCAUUCUUUUCCUUCAGCAUUGAUGGGACAGAAUUCACACCAGCAUCAGCUGCCCAGGAUCUUGUGGAGUCUGCAAGGAAACAAAUCCCUAAGCUGGUUGUAGGAAUACUGCUCUUUGGAGCCGGGGCUGCCUUCUAUGCUAAUCGGGCAGAGAGGAAUUCUCAUCUGCUGCAGCAGCCAGAUGUCAUUGCCACUAGUAUAGAAGAAGUUUCCGCAAAUGCAAAGCCUCUGAUCCGACAAAUACAGAAAAUUCCCAAAAGACUCAAGAAACUAGUUGCUACGUUUCCUCAUCAAGAGAUGAACGAGGAGGAGGCCUCCCUCCUUGAUGUUUUGUGGUUACUGCUUGCAAGUGUAAUUUUUGUGCCUGUCUUUCAGAAACUUCCUGGAGGCAGCCCCGUUCUUGGAUAUUUGGCUGCUGGCAUCUUGAUUGGACCUUAUGGUCUAUCGAUAAUCCGUCAUGUACAUGGAACCAAAGCAAUUGCUGAAUUUGGAGUUGUUUUCUUGCUAUUCAAUAUUGGCCUUGAGCUAUCUGUUGAAAGGUUAAGUUCCAUGAAGAAAUAUGUUUUUGGACUAGGCACUGCCCAGGUCUUGGUGACAGCAGUUGCAGUUGGUCUAGUUGCUCAUUUUGUUGCUGGGCAUCCCGGUCCAGCUGCGAUAGUGAUUGGCAAUGGCCUGGCAUUGUCUUCAACUGCUGUUGUCCUGCAGGUAUUACAGGAGCGAGGUGAGAGUACAUCACGCCAUGGACGCGCAACAUUUUCUGUCUUACUCUUCCAGGACUUGGCUGUUGUUGUUUUGCUUAUACUCAUACCUCUUAUCUCGCCAAAUUCAUCAAAAGGAGGGGUUGGUUUUGGAGCCAUUGCAGAAGCUCUUGGAGUAGCUGCUGUUAAGGCUGCAGUUGCCAUCACUGCAAUUAUUGCUGGUGGAAGAUUGCUGCUUCGGCCAAUUUAUAAGCAAAUAGCAGAAAAUAAAAAUGCAGAAAUAUUCUCUGCCAAUACCCUCCUUGUUAUUUUAGGGACAAGUGUCCUAACUGCAAGGGCUGGACUUUCCAUGGCAUUGGGAGCAUUUCUAGCUGGGUUGCUUCUUGCAGAGACUGAAUUCGCUUUGCAGGUUGAAUCAGAUAUUGCUCCAUAUCGAGGCCUCUUAUUGGGUCUCUUUUUCAUGACGGUUGGCAUGUCCAUUGACCCGAAACUUCUUCUUUCAAAUUUUCCUGUCAUUGCGGGGGCAUUGGGACUCUUAAUUGGUGGCAAGACUAUAUUGGUGGCACUUGUUGGUAAACUUUGUGGUAUUUCAAUCAUAUCUGCCAUAAGGGUUGGUCUUCUUCUUGCACCAGGUGGAGAAUUUGCAUUUGUGGCUUUUGGUGAAGCUGUUAAUCAGGGUAUAAUGUCUUCUCAGCUAUCCUCAUUGUUGUUCCUUGUUGUGGGGAUCUCAAUGGCCCUCACACCAUGGCUUGCUGCUGGAGGCCAGUUAAUUGCUUCUCGUUUUGAGCUUGUUGAUGUUCGAAGUUUAUUGCCUGUUGAGAGUGAGACUGAUGAUUUGCAUGAUCAUAUUAUCAUUUGUGGCUUUGGACGUGUUGGGCAGAUCAUAGCUCAGCUUCUUUCAGAACGCCUAAUUCCAUUUGUUGCUCUUGACGUAAGGAGUGAUCGGGUGGCUAUGGGGCGUGCACUGGAUCUUCCCGUUUAUUUCGGAGAUUCCGGUAGUCCAGAGGUGCUUCAUAAUGUUGGUGCUGAAAGAGCAUGUGCUGCAGCAAUAACCUUGGAUUCUCCUGGUGGCAAUUAUAGAACUGUUUGGGCUCUGAGCAAGCAUUUCCCUAAUGUGAAGACUUUCGUCCGUGCUCACGAUGUUGAUCAUGGCCUUAAUUUAGAAAAGGCUGGUGCUACGGCUGUUGUACCGGAGACCGUGGAACCAAGUCUGCAGUUGGCAGCCGCUGUUCUUUCACAGGCUAAAAUUCCCUCAUCGGAGAUUGCGGCAACGAUCAACGAAUUUAGAUCCCGCCAUCUUAGGGAGCUAACAGAGCUGUACCAAGAUGAUGGAAUUCCUCUUAACUAUGGAUUUGGAGUCAUGAGUAAAUCCAAAGCUCAGCAAUCAGAUUCUUCGGAUGAUAACAAUGUCACCCUUGGCAACAUUAAAGAUUCUCAAGAGUAAAAAGGGGGAAAAAAACGUAUAGAAGAUUACUUGCCCCCAUUGUUGUAAAGUGUAAAAAGGGGAGAAGGGAAGGAAAUGACAAAACUUUUGAGAUUGACUACAACUUUUCAAAGUGAUUGAUUCCUUUGAGUGCAUUUAAAAAUGUGUUUUUCAUUAAAUACAUAUGUAUAGAGAAAACACAAGUAAAUAUACAUUCAUUGUUAUUUUUCCCAAAA